GCCUCCACUUGUGUAGGCGCUCUCUUUUAAAGCAGAGCAUUUACGCACGGCAGUCAGUCGUUAACGGGCAGCCCGAUAACGGUGCUCCUCCACCUAAUCUCCACCUUAAAAGAGCAGAGAUUAAGGGGACAAGUGAGCAUAGCGGGAGAGAGGAGACAGCGGGGGAGACGAGAGGAAGAGAAAGACAAGAAUGAUGAAAGGGGGGAGGAGAGCGGAUCAUUCCGGCUGCCCGCAUCUGCUGCUCCAGUGAAGGGGUUAGAGAGAGAGAGAGAGAGAGAGAGAAGGAGAGGCAAGGAGGACAUGGCACAGCGCUUCAGCAUCCACAACACACGGGAGUGGUGCGCCACCGAGACCGGAGCCCCGGACCCACCCGAAGCAGCUGCAGCCGCAGCAGCAUCAGACUCACCGCGCUCCAGUCGCGCCUACUGCCCGAGAGACAGCGCCUCAGCCCCGGCCAGAGACAUUAAUCAUCGCUCUCUGCCUUUCUGCAUGUGAGUCCUCAGCUGGAAGCAGGGUACCUCGACUGCGUUUCUCAUAAAUGGAGACCUUUCUUCUUCCCCGACAUCUGACGCAGCUUUCCUCUCCACCUGCCAUGGUGACAUGACACACCCCUGAGUGUCUGUGCCGCCUUUUUUUUCCUCACACAAAGACAAUCUCAUCAAAAUCCCAAAUCCAGAGGACGCACUCUUUGAGAAACACAACCAACCCGUCUACGCACAACAACUCUUCUCCGCAAUGACAGUGGCGGUGCGAUUCCGCCGCCACCUGCGUAGGCUCCUGCUCCUGCUGGCCUCCUGCUGUCUCCUCUCCCUCCUGCUUUCUGCGUACUUCCUGUUCACAAACUCCUCUCCCUCCAUGCAGCUGGGACAAUCUCCGGAACCUGCCUGUGCACAGCCUCUCUCCAUGUCCCCGUACCAUCAACUCCCGUACCCGUACCCUCCCAAUCCCCCACACACCCACGUCCACACUGACCCAGUGGUGCUGGUGCUGGUGGAGUCUCAGUACUCCCAGCUGGGUCAGGACAUUGUGGCUAUAUUGGAGUCGGCACACUUUCAGUUCCGCAUGGAGAUUGCCUCAGGGAAGGGCGACCUGCCGCCGCUGACGGAGAAAGGCAGAGGACGUUAUUCUCUCAUCAUUUAUGAGAACUUGUUAAAGUAUGCACAUGCGGACACAUGGAACAGACAGCUGCUGCAUCAAUACUGCACAGAGUACAGAGUGGGCAUCAUCGGCUUCUACCGCUCCACAGAGAACUCGCCUCCUCUACUCAAACUUCGAGGCCUCCCUCUGGUGCUCAGGACCAACCAGGCGCUGUGGGACUGCUGCGUGGUCUCCAGCUCACCUCUCCUCCAGCUGACCAAACCCGGCACGGAUCGAGGGGCUUUGCCAGGGGAGGACUGGACCUCCUUUUCCUCGAACCACUCGACAUACCAGGCCGUGCUGCAUGCACGGGCCAAGGAGGGCGCAGGGGCAGGCAGCGGCGAUAAUCCAGGGCCUGGGUUUAGUCUAGGCCUCCAAGCCACUGUGGUACAGGACAUGGGGCUCUAUGACGGGGUAAGGAGGGUGCUGUUUGGCCAGGGACUGGGAUACUGGCUGCACAAACUCAUCCUGGUGGACGCCAUCUCCUACCUCACAGAAAGGAAGCUAACUUUGGGUCUGGACCGGCACAUACUGGUGGAUAUAGAUGACAUUUUCGUUGGGAAGGAGGGAACGCGCAUGAACACAAAGGAUGUAAAGGCUCUCCUCGACACUCAGAAACAGCUGCGUUCUCAGAUCUCCAACUUCACCUUCAACCUGGGCUUCUCUGGAAAGUUUUACCACACAGGCACAGUUGAGGAGGAUGAAGGAGACGAUCUGCUGCUGAAGUACGUGGAUGAGUUCUGGUGGUUCCCCCACAUGUGGAGCCACAUGCAGCCUCACCUCUUCCACAACGAGUCCUCACUGCUGGAGCAGAUGGUCCUCAACAAGGAGUUUGCUCUGGAGCACAACAUCCCGGUGGACAUGGGCUACGCCGUGGCACCCCACCACUCGGGCGUCUAUCCGGUUCACCUGCAGCUCUACAAGGCAUGGAGGCGUGUGUGGAACAUCCAGGUCACCAGCACUGAAGAGUACCCCCACCUCAAACCUGCCCGCUACCGCAAGGGCUUCAUCCACAACAACAUCAUGGUGCUGCCUCGCCAGACGUGUGGCUUGUUUACUCACACCAUCUACUAUAAGGAAUACCCCGGUGGACCUAAAGAGCUGGACAAAAGCAUCCGUGGGGGAGAGCUGUUUCUCACUGUGCUACUCAACCCAAUCAGUAUUUUCAUGACCCACCUGUCUAACUACGGCAAUGAUCGGCUGGGUCUGUACACGUUCGUAAACCUGGCCUCCUUUCUCCGCUCGUGGACAAACCUGAGACUCCACACGCUCCCGCCCCUGCAGCUCGCACACAAGUACUUCCAGCUGUUUCCCGAACAAAGGAACCCACUCUGGCAGAACCCCUGUGAUGACAAACGGCACAAAGACAUCUGGUCUAAAGAGAAAACAUGUGACAGGCUACCCAAGUUUAUGGUCAUAGGCCCACAGAAAACAGGAACGACAGCACUUUAUCUCUUCCUGCUCAUGCAUUCCUCCAUCUCCAGUAACUUCCCCAGUCCCAAGACUUACGAGGAGGUCCAGUUCUUCAACACCAAUAACUACCACAAAGGAAUCGACUGGUACAUGGAGUUUUUCCCCGUGCCUUCUAAUGUUAGCACUGACUUCCUGUUCGAGAAAAGCGCUAACUACUUUCCGUCGGAGGACUCCCCGCGGCGGGCUGCUGCCCUGCUGCCAAAGGCCAAGAUCAUCACCCUGCUCAUCAACCCCUCUGACAGGGCCUACAGCUGGUAUCAGCAUCAAAGAGCUCAUGAGGACCGUGCAGCCCUACAGUUCACCUUCUAUGAUGUCAUCAGCGCGAGACCAGGCGCACCGGCUGAGCUCCGCUCCCUCCAGAACCGUUGCCUCAUCCCGGGUCUUUACUCCACACACCUGGAGAGGUGGCUAACUUACUAUCCCGCCAACCAGGUGAUGAUUAUAGACGGCCAUCAGCUGAGAACGGAUCCUGCUGCAGUGAUGGAUGAAGUCCAGAAGUUCCUGGGAGUCACUCCUCACUUUAACUACUCCCAGGCCCUCACGUUCGACCCUCAGAAGGGCUUUUGGUGCCAGCUCCUUGAGGGAGGAAAGACCAAGUGUUUGGGGAAAAGCAAAGGGAGAAAGUACCCUCCUAUGGAGCCAGAGGCUCAUGCAUAUCUCUCCAGGUACUACAGGGAACACAACGUGGAGCUGUCAAAGCUGCUGCAUCGUCUCGGACAGCCUCUUCCCUCCUGGCUGAGAGAGGAGCUUCAGAAGGUUAGAUAACCUUUGCAUCCAUGAACAGGGGAUAAAGGUCAAUGGGUCAACGACCAGGAAGAAACCAGGAGCAGCGCCUGACCUUCAGAUGCGACUGUCUGCGGCCUUUGAGUGAACCCUGAGGUGACGGCAAGGACAGGGAGCCUUGUCUCACUUAGGAGCUGUGACCCUGCUGGAGAAAACAGAGGUCAGGAGAGCGCAAAGACAUUUAGACGGGCUGAAACUGAACUAUUGAACCGUGGAUGAACCAUCUGAGGGACUAAAGAAAUGCAAGUUUUGGGUCACCCUCAGCAGAAACUGAGACCUGAUGAAGAGAAUUUUGGUAGAAGAGAAGCAUCUUUGCAACUCUUCAAUACUCCCACCCUGUUCUGAGCUGUGGAACGCUUUUUAACCGCAGACCAGCAGAGACUCUGAUGGUGACUUCUCUUCUUAUUGUUUUAUUUCAUCUUUGAGUUACGAUGCCAGGGCAGCGCUGGUCGGCUGUGCGUGGUUUCCAGAGAUAUGACUUUGCACUAAAAUCCAUUCCAUGUAUUUUCAAAAAGGGAAUAAUGCACCCCGUGUAGAAUUGUUUUGACUUCCUCUUUUUGUUCUCUUUUUUGUCACAAUGAGAGUGAAUCAAUAGGGAGAAGAAGUGCAUAGACUCAGGGUGAGUGACAGGCUGUUACUUUCCAUCAUAAGUUGUCGUUCUUUAGUUUUAUUUUAUUUUUUUUAAAUUGAAGAUAAUUUCUGGUAGAUUUAUCACCCUUUACAGAUGUCACUCGAGGCAUUCACUGGAAAGUAUAGACUGGUGAAGCAAGAUGCAUUUGCCCACUCAUUCUUUUCCUGCGGCGAGGCGUGCAGAAGAACACCAUGUCGGUCUGGCAGAGCACGAGCGCUCGCGAUUUCAGCGCUAAGGAUCGAGGAAACAUGACUCUGCGGGAUGAAAAGGGACCGAAACAAGCCUAAUGGAAAAGACACUUCAUUCCAAGACCCUUUAAGUAGCUUCUGUAACUGCAGGCAAUUAUUUUUCUUUGUUUUAUCAUUAUCUCAUUCUUCAAGUCUUAACCUCCUUUUUUUUUUUAUUCCUUUGUAAAAAACCAGUGGCCUACGUUGUUGAGCUUCAAUUUGAAUGCAAAAAAAACCCCAAAAUGUCAAACACAGAAACCAAAAUUAAAGACAUGGAGAUGA
Messenger RNA from Labrus mixtus (cuckoo wrasse), 4533 nucleotides. RefSeq names its product N-deacetylase/N-sulfotransferase (heparan glucosaminyl) 3 (gene ndst3). The coding region runs from base 736 to 3375 and encodes 879 amino acids. Gene Ontology annotation, molecular function: deacetylase activity; heparan sulfate N-sulfotransferase activity. Lineage: Eukaryota; Metazoa; Chordata; Actinopteri; Labriformes; Labridae. The record is from RefSeq and is a predicted model, not a curated record. The transcript is spliced from 15 exons. Gene Ontology annotation, cellular component: Golgi apparatus.